AUGCACGAGAUUUACGACAGCAGACACCUCGUGCGGCAGUUUGUGUUGUUACGUUGAGGACACGUGAGGAGCUUGAUUUUAAACUUCAGGAGCAGAAAUCACCUUUUUUUAAAGUUUGCAGGGCGCCAUGGCCGACAGGUCUCUGCCCGCCUCGCCGAACUGGUACUGCUCGCGCUGCAGUGACGUCAGCAGCAGUGGCUUACUGGGUGUCGGUGCCAGAAAUGUGGUUUAUUUGAUUGACGUGAGCGCCUCCGCGUGCCGAGUCACAGGACAGCUGGUGGGCCACGCGGACCUGGUGUCGGGCUUUUCUUUCUGUCAGCACGCGGGUCAGAACCAUGUCUGCGCCAGCUCCUCCACCGACGGCAGCGUCCGCUUCUGGGACUCAAACAGCAGGACGUUGGUCAGGGAGCAGGUGGCUCAUCAGACCCCCGUCUCGGCUCUGCACUGGUCUCCUGUGGACAAAGACCUGGUGGUGUCGGGGGACGAGAAAGGGGUGGUGGUGUGCCACUGGUUCCACACCGGAGACACCGCCAGCUUCUUCCCUGAGCCCAGGACCAUCGUCUGCCUCACCUGCUCGCCUCACACCUGGAGCUCUGUGGCUAUUGGGUACAAAGACGGGAUGAUCGUGCUGGUGGAUGUCAGUAAGAAAGGGGAGGUGAUGCACCGUCUCCGUGGACACGACAAUGAGAUCCACUCGCUGGCGUGGUCGCCUGUGUCGGGGGAGUCGGCGCUGUUCAGCAGAGCUGAGGACGACGAAGCAGCAAACGGAGGGUCUGCAGGAGAACACGGAUGCUACCUCGCUUCUGGGAGCAAAGACCAGACGGUGAGGGUGUGGAGCACCUCCAGGGGCAAAGGAGUGAUGACCUUAAAGCUGCCGUUUCUGAAGAGAAGAGCCUCCGCCGUCGACCCCGGGGUCAAAGAGCGGAUCUGGCUCAGCGUCCUCUGGCCCCCGGGACGACCCACCGAGCUGGUGUCCAGCUGCUUCAGCGGAGAGCUGCUGCUGUGGGACCUGACCAAAGGCGGGAAGCAGCGCUGGACGUUGUUCGGGUCCUCCUCAGAGGGUCAGAACCACAGCCGGAUCGUCUUCAACACCAGCUCGCUGCGUCUGCAGGACGGAGGGGAGCUGCUCUUCAGCACCUCCAUGGACCGGGAGAUCAAAUGUUGGGACCUGAAGACCCUCAGCUGCUGCUGGACCCUCUUCUCCCUGGGGGGCGUGGUGUACUCCCUGACCUUCUCCCCUGUGGGUGCAGGAUGUUUGGCGGUGGGCGCGGGGGACAACAUGAUCCGGGUGUGGAACACUCUGAGCAGCCAGAACAAGUACGACAUCCGGACCUUCUGGCAAGGCGUCAAGUCCAAAGUGACUGCGCUGGCGUGGCACCCCCAGAAAGAGGGAACCCUGUCUUUUGGAACAGAAGACGGUAAAGUGGGAAUCUACGAGGUCUUCUCCAGCAGGCCUCCUCAGAUAUCCAGCUCCUACCACAGGAAGACUGUGUACACGCUGGCCUGGGGGCCCCCCGUGCCCCCGCUGUCCUUCGGUACAGCGGGAAAGCAGAGCUUCGGCCUGUACAGCUGCGCAGGCGAAGGCGUGAUUCUGCAGCACGACCCGGCAAAGCUGAGCAGCGAGGCAACGGACAUCGACAGGCUCAUCAAAGACACCAACGACAUCAAGCACAAGCUGUCUCCACACACCGACCUCAGCUGGAAGCCGGAUGGGAAAGUCGUUGCCAUCGGUAACGAGGAUGGGUGCAUUGAUGUUUUCCAAGCCCCCAACCUGAAGCAACUGUGCAGCGUCCAGCAGCACCACAAGAUCAUCAACUCGCUGCGGUGGCAUCACCAGCACGGCUCCGCCUCAGAGCUGCACACGCUCCUGGCCUCGGGCUCCAGCAACGCCAUCGUCUACGUGCACGACCUCCGCUCCGUGAUAGAGAACCCUCCAGAGACUCCUGUGGUCCUGACGGAGCCGUACCGGCGGUUGUGCGGUCACACAGCCAAGAUCACCGGGAUGGCGUGGAGUCCACAUCACAGCGCUCGGCUGGUCACGGCCUCGUAUGACGGCACGGCACAGGUGUGGGACGUCCUGGAGGAGGCGCCCAUCUCUAACUACCGGGGUCACGUGGGGUAUCUGCUGAGCGUGGACUGGUCCCCCGUUGAUCCAGACGUGAUCUGGACCGGAGGAAAAGACUUCACCGUGCAGGAGUGGAAGGUCUCCCAACAGGAGUUCACAAAGCCACCUAAAGGGAGGAAGAUGAGCACGCUGCAGGAGAAGAAGAAGUCCGGCUCCAAGCAGAAGAAGAAGAGCAAGAGCGCGCCGGGGCUCGGAGGAGAUGUGGUGCCAAAGAUGAACGGCGACGGAGAGAAGGAUCUGUCUGAGGAGGAGGAGGAGGAGGUCGGCUCCACGAGCAGCAUGCAUCCUCCAGGAGCAUCUUUGGAGAAGAAAUCCUCAUCUGUCUCCAGAAGUAAAGAGAAGCCACCAGCAGAUUUGAGCCUCCUGAAGAAGAAGAAGCCUCGCUCCAUGCUGCCCCUCAGCACGUCCAUGGACCACCGGCCCAGGGAGGAGCUGCUGCAGGACUGCGUCACUCUGGCCGCCGUCAGACACGCCUCAGCGCCACCUGCUGGCUGCAGCCCGGGACAUGGCGACCAUGUCCACCUGGGCCUGUUUGCAGACCGGCGGGCUCUGCGCCUCAUGCUGGAGGCAGAAGAGGAAGGUCACGUGCAGGCGGGGCACUUCGACUCGGUGGUGUACCUGCGGCUGUGGAGCGGAGACCUGCAGGGGGCGCUGCAGCUGGCAACGGAGAAAGGAGAGCUGAACGACCACCUGCUGUCCGUCGCUGCGAUGGCUGGUUUUGAGGCCUGGAGCCGCGCGGUGGAGGCCUACGUCAGGCAGCUGUGUCUGCAGGAGCAGUACCUGAAGGCGGCGUCCCACCUGCUGUCCAUCAACAGAGUCUACGAGGCCGUGGACCUGCUGCGAUCACACAAGCUCUUCAGGGAGGCCAUCGCUCUGGCGAAAGCGCGGCUGGCGCCGGACGAGCCGGUCCUGAAGGAGCUGUACGGCGGCUGGGCUGCGGUGUUGGAGAAGGACGGCCAUCUGUCCGCAGCAGCUAAAUGUCACCUCGCCGCCGGCUCCGGUUUCGACGCCGCCAAAGUCAUCGCCAAGAAGAAUGACGUCGCGUCUUUGAGGACGGCAGCCGGCGUGGCCAGGAUCUCAGGGGAGGGGGCUCUGGCUCAGACGCUGGCGCUGCGAUGCGCCAAAGAUCUGGCGGCUGCUCAGGAUUGGCUGACGGCGCAGGAGGUCCUGAGCGGUCAGGACGACCUUCUGGUCCACAGGCUGCAUCUCUGCGUGGCGGAGCUGCUGACUGUGGAGCUGCGUGACGCCGGGGUCAUCCCUGCAGCCUCCUGCAGCUCCACCCACACAUGGGCGGAGCCAAGAAAACAUCCCGCCAGCAUCCAGGACCGAGUCAGAGACGUGUGGGAGGAGGAGUUUGGCAUUUCUGCAAACGCACCAGAAGACGGCAGCAUGGAGGCUCUCCUGCAGGAGCUGAGGUCCGUGGAGAGUCCGGCCCCCACCGCCCCCCUGAAACAGGUCCUGCUGCAGGCCUCGCUCCAUCUGACCCGCGGCGUGCUGAGCUGGAUCCUGAACGACGACGCGCAGCUGCUGAAGGAGCUGUGGUGGGCGGCGGCCUGGAUCAGAGACGCCGGACUCUUCUGCGCCUCCGCAGAGCUGUGCAGGCGGCUGUUCCCCGAAGGUGAUGUUGGUCUGUUCUCCAGGAAACGUCCAAAGACCCUGAAGGGGACCGAGGCUGAGGCGAGCGCUGCGCUCAGCAGCCUGCAGGCCUUGGUCCGCUAUCACCGCCUGUACGAGUGCUGGUGGAGGAGCGCCGCGGAGCAGGUGGAGGUCCAAAAGGGAGCAGCGGGCGAAGGCCAGGAGGACUUUGAAGUGCUGCUGUCCGAGCCGCACGCCGCCUGUCAGAGCCUGCAGAGGUCGGUGCAGGAGAUCCGGGAGCGGCUGGCGGCCAUGGUGGCGCAGCACAGCCGAGCGCAGGAAGACCCGCUCCCUGUGGGGAACCAGAACUCUGCAGAGCACAGCUGUGAAGAUCAGGAGACUCUUCUGUCUCUGUCCUCCAAGAUGUCCAAAUACCAGCAGCAGCUGGUCGACCUGCCCGACACCCUGAAGAUGUUUCCUCAUCCAGACGUCCUGGAGUGUUCCCUCGUGCUUUUGCACCUCGGCCGAUCUGCGGGCGCCGUGUGUCCGUCGCUGCGACAGAAAGCCGAAGACCUGCUGCAGAAACACGGGAGGAGUCCCUCCAUUCUGAACGCCUAUCGGCGCUUCAUCACAUGAACACGUCUGCUGCUGAACCUCUGCACCUGUACAGUUUUGGUUAAUAAAGGACACAUGAAAGUCACCUGAA
Molecule: messenger RNA, 4406 nt
Organism: Oryzias latipes (Japanese medaka)
Lineage: Eukaryota; Metazoa; Chordata; Actinopteri; Beloniformes; Adrianichthyidae
Gene: gemin5
Product: gem (nuclear organelle) associated protein 5
Biological process (GO): spliceosomal snRNP assembly
Cellular component (GO): SMN complex; nucleus
Molecular function (GO): mRNA 3'-UTR binding; protein binding
Source: RefSeq, a predicted model, not a curated record